Cordyceps fumosorosea ARSEF 2679 is the source of this 615-nucleotide messenger RNA. Its product is annotated as mitochondrial chaperone Frataxin. The coding region runs from base 1 to 615 and encodes 204 amino acids. Gene Ontology annotation, biological process: intracellular iron ion homeostasis; iron incorporation into metallo-sulfur cluster. NCBI's taxonomy places the organism in Eukaryota, Fungi, Ascomycota, Sordariomycetes, Hypocreales, Cordycipitaceae. The transcript is spliced from 2 exons. The record is from RefSeq and is a predicted model, not a curated record. Gene Ontology annotation, molecular function: ferric iron binding; iron chaperone activity; 2 iron, 2 sulfur cluster binding. Gene Ontology annotation, cellular component: mitochondrion.
AUGCCUCGAACCAGUCUCGUGCAAGCCUCGAGGCUCGCCUCGCGCGCUCUCGCAAGGUCUCCCGCAACCCGUGCCGCUGCCGUCCGCGCCAUCCCUCCAGUCCUCCUCUCUCACAGCGCAGCGGCGCCCCCCGCCGCGCGACGGACCUUCACGCUCUCGACACAUCGCCGCAAGGGCAUCAUGCCCGACACCGAGUCCCCCGCCGCCAAGGAACCGCCCGCCUCCCCCGAGCCGACCUACGGCGCCGUCGAGCUCUCCGAGUCCGAAUACCACGAGAUUGCCGACGAGUUCCUCGAAGGCGUGCUCACCCAGUUUGAGGCGCUCCAGGACACCCGUGAAGACAUUGACAUUGAAUUCGCCUCCGGCGUCAUGACCAUCACGCACUCGGACAAGGGCACGUACGUCAUCAACAAGCAGCCCCCGAACAAGCAGCUGUGGCUGUCGUCGCCGCUCUCCGGGCCGAAGCGCUACGACUGGUGCGUCGUCGGCGAGGGCCAGGCCGACAAGGCGGGCACGGGGCAGGGCAGCUGGGUCUACGCCCGCGACGGCAGCAGCCUCGACGAGCUCAUCCGCGAGGAGCUGGGCGUGGACGUGUCGGCCGGCGCGGCGAGCUAG